AUUUAACUAUGAAAUAUAUACAGAACCUAUACAGUAGGCCCAUAAUGUGUAGUGUACCUGCUGAUAUAAUCCAACUGUCUGAUGAGGAACUCCGUAAUAAACUACAAGAGGCAGGUAUACCACUUGCACCAUUAACCCCUUCCACAAGGAAAAUAUAUCAUAAACAACUCGCAAACAAACGAAGAUCUUUAUUCCAAGACACCGGGUGUGCUACUAAGGACACUCCCAACCUAGUUAAUGAUGAAAUUACUUGUGUAGCAGAUAAUGGUAACAUUGAAGCAGAUCCAUCGUCGCCAGUGUUUGUUGUUUUCCAAUCUAAUGAAGAAUCACGUGACAGGAAAAUGGAAAUAUUCUGUGACCAAAUAAGUGCUUUAAAAUUUUUAUCGAAAAAUAAAAAUGGCCGGCUUAUGAAGUUUGAAAACAAACAAAAAGCUCAAGAAUAUGAAAAAUUAAAUGGGCACUUACUAACCACCCAACCCCACAAUGAUGAAAUAUCUUAUGAAAAACCAAACAGUUUCAAAUCCCUCAAACAAGUGGAACUCAACAAACUAUUGAAAGCAAUCGAGUCGAACGAUUUAAAUAAGUUUGAUGAACUCGUUCUAAACAACCCGAGGUAUUUGAUCAACUCUGGUGAUGGGCCAGUAUUGCUCAAGCCAAACACAAGAUACAAUCCACUUCACAUUGCUGCGAGAUCCAAUCAACCAGAAAUGGUGAAACAAAUUAUUUCCACACUUUCCGACCCUGACUUCCAAAAAAAGAUGUACACCAACAUAUCCUCACCUCAUGAAAAUACAUCAAGGCUUCAUCAUAUAUUGGAUUUGUAUUUUAACACUCCCGAGAAAGGAUUCUAUGAGACUCCACUACAUAUGGCUUGCAAGUUUGGGUUUGUCGAUAAGUAUGUUUGA
This is a messenger RNA of Ciona intestinalis (vase tunicate), 905 nucleotides long. The record is from RefSeq and is a predicted model, not a curated record. Lineage: Eukaryota; Metazoa; Chordata; Ascidiacea; Phlebobranchia; Cionidae.